UGGAAGCCAAAUGAAUUGAGGCUACAUUUGUUGCCGACAUUAGAAAAGUUGUACAGAUUGGAUGAGUCCAUCCCUUUUAGACAACCUGUUGAUCCAGUGCUCUUGCAGAUACCCGAUUAUUUUGACAUCAUAAAACACCCGAUGGACCUGUCGACAAUCAAACGAAAGUUGGACACAGAUGGUUACCAAGACCCAUGGCAGUAUGUAGAAGAUGUGUGGCUCAUGUUCGAAAAUGCUUGGAUUUAUAACAGGAAAACAUCGAGAGUGCACAAAUUCUCUACCAAGCUGUCUGAGGUGUUCGAAGGAGAGAUAGAUGGUGUGAUGAGGGCGCUUGGUUUCUGUUGUGGCAGGAAGUACAUGUUCUCUCCACAGGCUCUCUGCUGCUAUGGAAAGGCAAUGUGCAGCAUUCCGGUCAAUGCUGUCUACUACAGCCAUCAGAAUAGGUAUGUAUUUUGUGAAAAAUGUUUCUUGGACAACAAGUCGGAAGAGAUGGAAUUAAAUGAAGAUGCUACACAGCCCAACAUACGCAUAAGGAAAGAGUUAUUUGAGAAAACGAAAAACAAUCAAUUAGAAAUGGAGCCAUUCAUAGAGUGCUCACUCUGUGGCAAGAAACAACACCAGAUAUGUUCGUUGUACUUGGAAGCUGUUUGGCAGGGCUCCUUUGUAUGUCAACAGUGUUCAACUGCCAACAACAUCAAGAGAAAGGAAAAUAAAUAUACUGCAAAAAGACUGCCACAAACGAAACUUGGAACUUAUUUGGAGGCCCGAGUGAAUUCGUUCCUAACAAAAAGUGAUUGUGGUGCCGGAGAGGUGACCAUCCGAGUUCUUUCCAGCUCAGAAAAAACAGUGGAAGUUAAGCCAUUAAUGAGAGGUCGACAUGGAGAUGAGAUGCCAGAUUCCUUUCCAUACACAGCCAAAUCCAUAUUUGCUUUCGAAGAAAUAGAUGGAUGCAGUAUAUGCUUCUUUGGAAUGCAUGUACAAGAAUAUGGGUCAAACUCUCCUGCUCCAAAUGCUAGGCGUAUAUACAUUGCCUACUUGGACAGUGUAAAUUUCUUUCAACCUAAGCACAUGCGGACUCCCGUUUACCAUGAAAUACUCAUUGGCUACCUUGAUUAUGUUAAAAAAUUGGGUUACGCGACAGCUCAUAUUUGGGCCUGUCCGCCAAGUGAGGGAGACGAUUACAUCUUCCACUGCCACCCUCCCGACAUGAAGAUCCCAAAGCCAAAACGACUGCAGGACUGGUACAAGAAGAUGCUUGACAGAGCUAUCAUGGAAAAAAUUGUCGUCGAUUAUAAGGACAUCUUGAAGGAUGCGGUAGAGAACAACAUCUCCAGUGCCACUGAACUUCCAUACUUUGAAGGGGAUUUUUGGCCGACGGUUCUCGAGGACAGCAUCAAGGAGUUGGAGUUUGAGGAGGAGAAGAGGAAGAGAGAG
Helobdella robusta is the source of this 1434-nucleotide messenger RNA. RefSeq lists its product as hypothetical. Gene Ontology annotation, biological process: positive regulation of transcription by RNA polymerase II. The record is from RefSeq and is a predicted model, not a curated record. Gene Ontology annotation, cellular component: transcription regulator complex; histone acetyltransferase complex. The annotation marks the transcript as partial. Gene Ontology annotation, molecular function: transcription coactivator activity; protein binding; histone acetyltransferase activity. The transcript is spliced from 10 exons. NCBI's taxonomy places the organism in Eukaryota, Metazoa, Annelida, Clitellata, Rhynchobdellida, Glossiphoniidae.